AUGCCUUCACAGAACACUCGCCAGUUUGGCAAACCAUCGCUGUGGAUGCAGCGAGAAAACGCAGAAUAUGGUGGGCAGCGAUCGUUUCGCAACCGAGUGGUCCAUCCCAUCAUCGCUUCUGAGGACUCUGACGAGUCCGGCGGCGCGCCACUCUGGACACCAGUCUCAGCAGAGUUCUCCGACACCACCACCACUCUGGCUACCACGGACUACGAAAUCUUGAACGAUAACUCACUGCAGUCCAAUCGAGGCGAGCCGGGCUCUGGUUGCCCUCCAGACCAGCGUGAGCGGCAUCAGAACAUGGCUUCCCUCGAUGUGGACGAGCCCCAGGGCGGCGUGUCCAGCGCUGAGCCAGCCCGCCCACUGGUCAGGCAUCGCCAUACUCUUGGCAGCUCUCUCAACGCGCUCACUGCACCAUUCAUUCCAAGCAUCAGACACAAGAAGUCGCACUCUGAGUCCCUCGCGGUCAACGAUCAGAAUCAGCCGAUGAAUGAGAACGCAAGUCAUGCUCUCGUAAUCCACAACAGCGACUUGUCUCAGACUGUCGAGCACCGUCUUCGCAUCUUUGCCAACCCGUCUGAGGAAACGCGAAAGACUCGCUCCGAUCUGCUCAACUGGCUGACAGCCCGAGGCGUGCCGCACGAGCGAGAUCUUCUGGACCCCAACUACUUGCCUUUCGUGGAGAGUGCCAGACAUCAUGAGCCUGCCGACUAUGCGGUGGUCCAGAUAGCCAAUAUCCCCUACGGAAUCUCUCGCGCCGAGAUUGGCAACCUCGUUGGACGCAACUCGCGCAGGAUUGCAGACCCUCUCGAAGGCAUCCACAUCAUUAUGACCCGCGUUGAUGGCAAGACCCACGACGCCUUUGUUGAGUUUGAGAACAUGACGGCAGCCAUGAAUGUCGUCAACCGGCUCGAGACCAGACCAACAAGCAGCGGCCUCAACGCAAACACCCGCCUCGGCGACCGGCAUGUCGUCGUCACUCUGUCGAGCCAGUCUGCCUUGAUGGAAGCCCUGUUCCCAAAUGCUCGAGGCGUCCGAUGGAACGGCAGCAAGCCCCAAUUUCCCCUGCAGUCCAAAGAGGAACCGUGGAAGCACUUCAAGGGCUUCAUGACGCUAGAGGAACUGUCAAUGCUUGUCAAGCACGUCGAAUUCCCGCAGAGGGCCUCAUUCUCGACCAACUGUCCCGAGCGUCCGUAUGAAAGCUACAUCAGCGUGCUCAAAAAGUUCCCGUGGGAUGAGACAUGCUACAUCACCAUCCACAUGCAGCACGUCAUGUACGACACAGCCCAGAAGCUGCUCGACUUCCUGCAGGACAGAAUCGGGCACGGGGAAUCCACCACGUGCCACCGCCUUACUCCCCAGCUGCUGAAACGCUUCGUCGCCGCGUGCCUGCUGUGCCCGGGCUUCACAGUCCUGCAGAAGGACAACAUCAUGGUCUCGGCCAACCUGGACUUCUCGGACCUUGCCGGGCUCCCCUUCCACCAGCCACGCUUCGCGGACUGCUGGCGCCACCAGUACGCGAUCUGCCCAGCACCUGGAGUCCCCCAGGAUGUCUUGGAGUUCUACAUUGGCAUCAUCCGCGAAGAAACAUGCAGCGCCGUCCGCGACCUCCCGCUCGACGACCAGCGCCAGAUCGCCGCCCGGGCCGCCACCACCAACGACUACUGGGGCUACUUCUGGCUCGAGGUCGGCUUCCCGCCCGCCGCGGACAACAGCCACUACGGCUACGAGGGCGGCGGCAGGAUCUCGGCUUUUGACAGGCUGAACCUCGCCGAGGCUGCCCGUCUCGAGUGGGCUGCCAUCGACCGGAUCUUGCGCAGGGCGCUCCGGCCCGAGCCGCAUCGGGAGAAUGCACCACCGCUACUCUGCUGA
This is a messenger RNA of Microdochium trichocladiopsis, 1872 nucleotides long. RefSeq lists its product as uncharacterized. The transcript has 5 exons. Lineage: Eukaryota; Fungi; Ascomycota; Sordariomycetes; Xylariales; Microdochiaceae. Gene Ontology annotation, molecular function: nucleic acid binding. The record is from RefSeq and is a predicted model, not a curated record. Bases 1 to 1872 code for a protein of 623 amino acids.